Molecule: messenger RNA, 1344 nt
Organism: Yarrowia lipolytica CLIB122
Lineage: Eukaryota; Fungi; Ascomycota; Dipodascomycetes; Dipodascales
Cellular component (GO): membrane
Source: RefSeq, a predicted model, not a curated record
AUGUCUAGCACAACCUCGUCUGAACGACUCCUUCCACCGAAAACUUAUGUGCCUGUGCACCACCCCAAGCUUCGAAAGGGCCACUGGAUGGUGGCCAAGAUGUCCUUCUUCAACGUGCUCACUCUGGCCAUUGCGUUGACCGGAAUUCUGCCGCUGUUCUGGGGAUCCAUGUACAAGCGGUCAGAUCGAGCCCACAAUCUGAAGAUGGCCGUCAUCAACUGGGACAACGACGUGGUUGGAAACGCCUUCGUUGAUCUGGUCAACGAGCGACCUAAUCUGCCCCAUCUGGUGACUAUCAAGCCAGUGGUGUCAUCCGAGUACACAUCUCUGGAGCAGAUUGAGGAGCUAGUGGUGCAGUACAAGUUCUGGGGCGCCUUUGUGGUGUUUGAAAACUCGACUGCUACGUUACGGGCUGCCCUUGAGUCGGGCAACCAGGAUGACUACUGGUUCAAAACCCUGCAUUACUUCAACACUGGAGGUCGACAGGAAAGUGUGCAUGCCACCUACUGUCAGCCUCAGGUUGAUGCUCUUGAGUUUCUCUUCCAGGAGCAGAAGGUUCCUGAGAUCAUUCGAAACCUGACAGCCGACUUUUCCAACGACAAAAUCAAAGACUUGCUCACCAACACGCCGCGGCUUCUGACCUCGCCUCUGGAGUUCCAAAACAACGACAUUCGACCCUUUUCCGGCGGUGUGGCGUCUGCUAUCGACAAUGUGGGUCUCAUCUAUCUCGUCAUCAUCUCCUUCUACCAGGUGAUGAUGUGGGGAUUCAUUCACAACAUUCAGGGCGAGCACAUGAUUCUAUGGCAGUUUUUCAUCUACCGAACCGUGAUCAACUUGAUUUCCAUCUUCUUCAUCUCACUCUUCUUCUCUCUCGUGUCUCUGGCGUUUGGACAGGACUUUACUCUCCGAUACGGCCGAGGCGGAUUUGUGGUCUACUGGAUGAUCAACUUUCUGAGUAUGGCUGCUCUUGGAGGAGCCACCGACAACAUCAUGGCAUUCUUCGCCAAAAAGUUCCCCGCUACGCUUGCAAUUUGGCUGCUUUUCUGGGUCAUUUUCAACUCUGCUCCAGGAAUGUUCCCUCUGGAGAUGUCACCUGGAGUCUACCAGUUUGGCCACGCUCUGCCGGUUUUCAAUGCUGUGGAGGCCAUUAGAACCAUUCUGUUCAAUGUCCAUUCCGAAAUAGGACUCAAUGUGGGAGUUCUCAUUGGCUGGAUCGCUCUCAACUCGGUGGUCAACUACAUUUCCUUGGUGUACACUCGGUACUUUUAUGUCGAAGAGCGAGAAAAGGCUGCCAGAAAGGAGUUGGAGAAGAGCCAGGUUGUUGAGGAGGUGAGAGAGGCGUAG